AUUUGGUUCAGGACAUUCUCUGUUCAUGUUGUGCUAGCACAAACACUGUUGCAAGCUGCACAUUUGUGGUUGUUCAUUUAUAAUAGUGAGCUUCAUCCUACGUUAAAAUGGUUGGAAAACAGUCUUAACGUUACAUCAUUUGAAAGAUGUGGCUUUGUGUCUGCAGAUUCCUGCGCUGUCAAAAUCAACAGUGAGAAUCGGAAAUCCCCAGAAAGUGGAUCAGAUUCUAAAUGGCAUGAGGCAGGCAGGACCUAACACUGUCCAGAUCAUCUCAGACUUUGACAUGACUCUCACCAGAUUCGCUUUUAAUGGAAAACGAUGCCCUACUUGCCACAAUAUCCUGGAUAACAGCAAAUUGAUCAGUGAAGAUUGCAAAGUAAAGUUGGAGCACCUGCUGAACACAUACUACCCCAUUGAGAUAGACUCCACCCGCUCAGUGGAGGAUAAAACACCGUAUAUGGUGGAAUGGUGGACCAAAGCCCACGAGCUUCUGGUGCAGCAGAAGAUCAAUAAGGACUUGCUGGCCGUGGUAGUGAGGGAAUCAGAUGCCAUGCUCAGGGAAGACUACCAGAUUUUCUUUGACCACUUGAAGGAGCGGAACAUCCCGCUGCUCAUCUUCUCUGCAGGCAUUGGAGACGUACUGGAGGAGGUGAUCAGACAGGCUGGGGUCUUCUACCCAAACGUCAAAGUCUUCUCCAACUACAUGGACUUUGAUGAAACUGGCACAUUGCGGGCUUUCAAAGGUGAACUCAUCCACACCUAUAACAAGCGGGAGGGAGCCCUGCUCAACACCGGCCACUUCCAGGAACUCCAUGACCGCCACAACGUCCUGCUGCUGGGAGACUCGAUAGGGGACCUCACCAUGGCCGACGGGGUGCAGAACAUAGAGAACAUACUGAAAAUUGGCUAUCUAAACGACAAGGUGGAGGAGAGGAUGGAGUCCUACCUUAAAUCCUAUGAUGUUGUCUUGGUGAAAGACGAAACUAUGGAGGUGCCCAACGGCAUCUUGCAGUACAUAACUGGCAGCCAGUGACCAGUCUCUCCACCCCAGCCCACCUCAGGCACCCCCCUCCCUCCUCCCACUCAUGUCCCUGGACGCUCAGCUCUCAGUGCGGGGUCGGCCCUCUUGCCCCUUCCUUGUGUCCCUGACUGACAGGAAGGUGUCCUGAGGCCCCGCCCUCCCAGCUUUUCGAGUCCUGACCUUCCCCACCGCAACAUAUAGCGCUGGUGGACCCCGUGCUGUUGGCGUGCCAUUCUUUUCCCCUGUGGACGUGUGUUUUAAGCAUUGCAGUCUGAGGAACGCUUGACCUGAUGUUGUCUUUACAUGCACCUGUUUCUUCCCUUUGUCACAUUCACAAGUGUCACGCGGAAGUUUAGCUGUACCUCAAAAUCCUUCACAGUUUUACUAUCUUUUUUCAUGUGUCACAAUGACUGAUAAGCCUAAUUUCACACACACACACACACAGAUUUAGAUAUACGCCCACAUUUCGAACAGAAGGGGGGCAUUUGAUUUGCCCCGAGUUGUUUAAAAUGCAUGAGACAUUACUGGACCUAACACAUUUGUACUAUGGAGAGCUUCAGUCUUUGGAACAUAGUUUGAGCACCUUUACUGGCCAUUCGUCUGUAAUGUCUGCUGUUCUGAAGUAACUUGCAACAGGUUUACAGAGAGGGUCCAAUGCAAGGGCAUCAGUGGCAGCCUCACUCAAGCUUAUUUGUAAACACCACCGAUGUAUGUGUUGAUAAGGGACUUAUUUUGACAGCAUAUACGGCUGUCCCUUAGUUUGUUAUCUAGACUGUGACAAUAUAUUUGGUUUAAUUGUUUUCAUUGUUUUAGUGUGUUUUUUAUGCUUUGCUAUGCUGGCAGUGAACUUGAUAUCCUGAUCAUGGUUUACUUUUUAAGUCUCAUAGUGGCAAAGAAACUGAAGAUAUCACAAAGCCUGUUCCACUGGUGUUCUAUGUAACAGAACCAGCUGAAAGGUCUGUUCCACUGAUGUUCUAUGUAACAGAACCAGCUGAAAGAGCGCUGGUGGUUUGUUUUCUGUUUCACCCCCAGGACUAUGCUUGCUCAGUGCAUCAGCCAGAGUGGCUUUAGCAUUGUGACUAGUACAUCACAUGGCACUGUUCCUGGAGCUGCGCCCUUGUACUGAGUGUGGGACUUUGACGUUUGAACGUUUUGCUAUGAAUGUCAAUGAGUGUCCUCACUCGUGGCCUUUUCUGUCCAUCCAUCGAGUCAUCUCAAAGCCACAGCAGCCAUUUUCAAAGUAUUUGCUUAGAAUGUAUUUGCAUUGUCAGUGGAGUUCAAUUUAAACAUGAAUAGUUCUUUUCUAAUUUUUCAGUAUUUGUUUUUUGAUAUCUCUCCAAGACAAAACAAUAUGUGUAUCGAUAUAUAACUGCACUUUCAUACCCAGAGGACGAAUUGUAAGAACUGCUACUGAAUGUACAGUACGUACCAAUAAGCAGUGCUUUGUUCUUAUGCCAAGGGUUCAUCAGUACUUGUGUGCAGUUUUGUUUUUAUAGCACUGACUACAACACUGUGUCAGGAAAGAUCUUUCCCAGAAUGCCACUGUACAGUGAAACUAUAAAACAAAUUUGAUCAUCUUUGCACAGCAAGAUGGAAGAAUUACCAAACAGCGGAACAUUCUCAGUGGCAACGUAAAGGCUUGCAUGGCAAACAUGUUAACCCGAUAGUCUGCACCUCAUCCAGUUCUACUCCGUGAUCUUAGAAAUUGUUUCAGAGAUAUCAGAGGCUUUCUGUCUCUAACACGUGUGUCCCAACCAGCACACUUUCAGGCCAUAUGCGGCUAAUCCAAUGGCAGUUGUUGCGUCCAUUCUGCAUAUUGCAAUUAUCCAGAGUUAUGUGUUUUAGACAUUUAUUAAACAUGUUCUUAAGGAAA
This is a messenger RNA of Alosa alosa (allis shad), 2894 nucleotides long. Its product is annotated as cytosolic 5'-nucleotidase 3-like. The transcript has 9 exons. Gene Ontology annotation, molecular function: 5'-nucleotidase activity; magnesium ion binding. Lineage: Eukaryota; Metazoa; Chordata; Actinopteri; Clupeiformes; Clupeidae. The record is from RefSeq and is a predicted model, not a curated record. Bases 236 to 1033 code for a protein of 265 amino acids. Gene Ontology annotation, cellular component: cytoplasm.